Messenger RNA from Fusarium verticillioides 7600, 3947 nucleotides. RefSeq names its product CMGC/DYRK/PRP4 protein kinase. The transcript has 3 exons. Gene Ontology annotation, molecular function: protein serine/threonine kinase activity; ATP binding. NCBI's taxonomy places the organism in Eukaryota, Fungi, Ascomycota, Sordariomycetes, Hypocreales, Nectriaceae. The record is from RefSeq and is a predicted model, not a curated record. Gene Ontology annotation, biological process: peptidyl-threonine phosphorylation; mRNA cis splicing, via spliceosome; peptidyl-serine phosphorylation. The coding region runs from base 372 to 2351 and encodes 659 amino acids.
GGGCCUUGUAGCCUCAUCAGUUGUUUCGCUGUUGUAACUUGUAUACCUGACGUCAAAAAGUCUAGAGAUACUCGGUUCAGAUAAUAACUUUCAUCUCGCAUCACGGCACCUGUUUAGGUUUUACGACACCUCCAUCCGCCUCAGAGUUUCCAAUUCGCUUAACCAAUUUUCAUUUUCAUCUGGACUGUGCUCCAGCCUUCCUUCAUCCACUACAUUACCUCCCCUAUCGGCUCUGAGCCUCUACGAGUCACUACUGAUCCGGUUGGGCUCUUCUCCCAUUGCACUCUGCUCUUCCUAGUCCCCAGCGCUGACACUGUUUCUGCUUCUCUCCAUUUCAAGGCCUUGAGGAUCUAAAUAGCACCGUCGUCAUCAUGGCGUCGAGUUCGGACGAAGGCGAGAUCGUCGAGAACGCCGCUAAAGAUUUGAAGGCAACUUCACUGCAGCAUACUGGAGGAAGCAGUGUUGACCGUCAAGACAGAAACAAAAGUAGACUUUCGACUCCGGAUCACGAUUCGGCUUCUAGAUACAGCAACGGGUCACGACGAAGCAUUUCACCCCGUGGCUACAAGCGAUCGCACGAUGAAAGAGACAGGAAUAGGGACAGAGAUCACUACAACUCCAGACCUCGCGAUCAGGCCUAUCGCCGGAACUACGAGGAUUCGCGACGUGACGACCAUCGAAAGCCGCGAGGACAAUACGAUGACCUAGAUCGACCUGCAUCACGAACAUCAAAUUUCAGCUACGGGGGCCGCGAUCGGAGCCGUGACCGAGAUAACUACCGCGAGGGUGACCGAGAUCGGUAUUCCAACAAACGACCUCGAAACAGGAGUCGCUCUCCUCAAAGAUCUCGACCUUCGGAUAGAGGCAGGUUUGAUCGCUUUGUCAGAGAAGGCCAAUACGAUCGUCGCGACGAUGGGCCGAAGGAACUUAAGUAUGAAGACAGUUCAAGAAAUGGCGGGUCUAUGUCCAAGAGGACGACAGUAGGAGAGGCUUCACGCGCCCAAGAACAUCAUGCUAAACCUGAACAAGGCCUUACAAAUGGACAUGGUACUUCCAAGGCUUCUCAGCAGGAGCCAGCAGCUCAGAAGGAACCGGAACGAAAACCGGAACCAGAGCCAGAGCCAGAGCCCGACUACGAAGAGCCUGAGCCUUUUGACGAAGAAGCUGAAAUCGAGCGACGCCGCAAGCGACGUGAGGAGAUUCUGGCUAAGCACAGUUCUGCGACUCCUCUCCUUCUCCAUGCUGUAGGUGCGGCUGCGAGUAAAGCUCACGGAGCUUCUCCUGCGUCCACCGCGCCCGACACGCCCAUGAGAGCACAUUCCGACAUUGAAAGCCCCCGCACUCCCCGAUCAGGUAUGUCAACAGCAUCUGGUGGAGGGAUCUUAUUGACCAGAGGUGCAGAUAUCGCAUCACCACGCUCUCCCGGAUCACAUACCGAAAUGUCUCCGGGGGGCAUCAACUUCCUCGAUGACAGAGCCCUGAUGAACAACCACGGCAAGGCUCAGCCAGACGAGGAGGAUGGUCCCUCAGCCGCUGACUACGAUCCUACUGGAGACAUGCAGGAGGAUGAACGACGACAUGAGCUCCGGCACGGGAACGUCGUACUUCAUGGUGAGCAGCAUCCCAUUGCAACGGAACAACAGCCACAGGAAGAUGUUCAGAAAGAGUCUACCGAAAAGACCGGCGGUGAUGAUGACGAUGAUGACUUCGAUAUGUUUGCGGAAGACUUUGACGAGGAAAAGUAUGCCACAAAACCUGUCGAGCCGGUCGCGCCUAUCGAGGGUGACGGCAAGGCCCCUGAUGUCCCAGCUAUCAAGGGGGGUAUUCUUGAAGGUGACGACAAAGAUGGAUACUACAAGAUUCGCAUUGGUGAAGUCUUGAAUGGUCGGUAUCAGAUCCAGGCAGCACUGGGAAGGGGUAUGUUUUCAGGGGUAGCUCGUGCCGUCGACAUCACCACGAAGGAGCUCGUCGCUAUCAAGAUGAUGCGAAACAAUGACGCCCUCCGAAAGGGAGGAUACACAGAGAUCGCUAUUCUGGAGAAGCUCAACGAGGCCGACCCUGAGGGUCGCAAGCACAUCAUCAAGUUUAUCCGCCAGUUCGACUACAAGGGUCAUCUGUGCAUGGUGUUCGAGAACCUGAGCAUGAACUUGCGAGAGGUUCUGCGAAAGUUUGGUAACAAUGUGGGUAUCAAUCUUGGAGCUACGCGAGCAUACGCAUACCAGAUCUUUGUCGCUCUCGCGCACAUGCGAAAGUGCAGUAUCAUUCAUGCUGAUCUCAAACCGGACAACAUCUUGGUAUGCAACCCCACGAUGCUAACAUUAAGACACGCGAGUGCUAACUUUAGUAGGUAAACGAGAGUCACAACGUGCUAAAGAUCUGUGAUUUGGGUACGGCUAUCGACAAGACGGAUGCGGCGACAGCGCACAUGGAUGUCACUCCAUACCUCGUCAGUCGAUUCUACCGAGCGCCGGAGAUUAUUUUGGGCAUUCCUUACGAUUAUGCCGUCGACAUGUGGUCUAUCGGCUGCACGUUGUAUGAGAUGUACACCGGCAAAAUCCUCUUUGCUGGAGACAGCAACAACCAGAUGCUCAAGGCAAUUAUGGAGAUCAGAGGAAGGUUGACGCCGAAGUUGUUCAAGCGUGGUCAACUAUCGCCGGCUCAUUUUGACGACAAGGGACAAUUCGUCAGCAUCGAACGAGACAAGGUUCUAGGCAAGACAACCGUCCGCACAAUGGCGGUGGUAAAGCCCACCCGGGACCUACGGACGAGACUCAUGGCUGCGUCGUCAGGGAUGAAUGACGCGGAAACGAGGGACCUGAACCACUUCAUUGAUCUCCUCGAGCACUGUCUUACCCUCAAUCCCGACAAAAGGAUGAAGCCGGCUGAUGCACUGCGCCAUCCCUUCUUUACUGCACGGGCGGGACAUGUACGUCGGUAAGGAGGGUGUCAAGCAUUCGGAUCAUGGAUUCAUGACGCUGUUUUGAGACAAUCAAAGGCGCGGGAUGAGAGAUUUUUGGGGCAAGAUAUUUUACUUGGCUAGACAAAGCAAGGGAGGAUAAUGGCUGGUUCAAAACAUGUGGUGGUUUGAUCGAUGUCUCUGAACGUGUCACCGCCGUUUUUAUGUCAUGCCUUGCUAUGUCUCACCUUGUCUGUUGUGUCUCGCAUGAGGCCGAGGUUAUUGGAGUCUAGACUUGGAAGAAGCAGGCUAGAAAUUUUUGAUGGAGUUCUGGAGUAUCGAUCCUUUACGAGGAUCUAAAACAAAUGCCUACAGACUUUUAAUAACAUAGCCACUAAGGAAUCGCCUAAGUAAUGCUCGGAUUGUUUGAUGAAUGAUCGCCGAUGCAAGAAUGAGUCUUUUUACGAUGCGUGACCGCGUGCUCGCUGUAUUCCGAGUCACAUAACGCCCGGCUCAUACGGGAGGAAUCCACAUGCUCGGGCUUGGUAUUGAGGUUGAUUGAGGCUCCCAGGCACGGAGUGGCGAUGCAGGCGUGGGCUUGCUUACCCGCGUGAGCAUGAACACGCCAGGCAGCCGACGCUAGGUGAAAAUGUUGUGCAUUUUCUAGGCUACAUUAUUCAUUCCAGGAUCAAGUUUGACAGCCUGAUAGGCAGAGACUGGGCGUAACGAUCAGGGCUGAUUACACAUUGUGGUUAGGUGUGUUGAUUUGAUUGCUGGCAGCCGAUGUUACAUUUGAGAUGUUUGUUGUAGAUGGUUUGGGGGACACGGGUUGUGGUCUGUGUAAGUCGCUUGGUCGGGAUAGAAAGUGGUUGGUCAGACUAUCAAAGAAGAGAGUUCUUUGUGUUUGAGGAGUUGACGUUCACGUUCAAUGAGGUCACACAGACAAAGUCAGUGGUACAGAGAAGAAGAUGAGCAGGGCGAGCAAGCUGUGACGUUUGUGCCGAUGAUUGUCGUGAUGUGAUUGAUGUGCACGAGAGCUCAAAGGUGAGGC